AUGACGACUGAGCCAGAUCUGCAGCCAGCAGCGUCACAUAUUCACCAAUGUCCUUCGCAGCUGUACGGUGCUUCGCAAUCUUUUCCGAGCCUAGACACUGCUGGUGCCACUGCAAAGUUGCCGUCGGAGAGAAGUUCGCAAGCACCAUCGCAAGCACCGUCGCAAGCACCGUCGCACGCACCGUCGCACGCACCGUCGCACGCACUGUCGCAUUCAAUAUUGCCAGUCAAGCUGUCGUCGCUUGUCACACCGCCCAGUCCUUCUCUUCAUGCGAAUUCCUCGUUAUGGCCUCGCUCGCUGCACGCACAGGUGCCGUUCGUCGCCCAAAUUCACACAUCAGGCCAACUCAACGCUAGUGCAGUUGCUAAUACCGCGGAUGUUACUGUCGCGGAAGCAAGUGCCCCCAGUGCCUCGCGGGAAGGGUUUGCGCUGUCGUUCCUGGGGCAAUGGCGGAAGGAAAACGCGGCGGAGAUCGGCUACCGCGUGGCGGAGCCUGCAUCGGCGCGCUUCAGAGGGGGAGCGGCGGGGGGAGCAGCGCAGGAGAGUGACGUCUGCGAAGCGGCGGGGGUAGAGAUCAAGGAGCAAGACGCGUUCGCUGUGGUUCAGGUGGGCUCACACCAGUUCAAGGUGACGCCAGGAGAUGCCAUCUACGUGGAGAAGCUCAACUUUGCCCAUGUUAACGACGUGAUUCAUUUGGAGAAGGUGCUUCUGAUUGGCUCUCCUUCCGAAUCUCUCAUCGGCCGGCCCACUCUCCCAGGCGCGUUUGUUUCAGCCCUUGUGGAAGAGCAUGCUCUUGACGCCAAGGUGAUAGUGUUCAAGAAGAAGAGGAGAAAGAACUACCGCCGCACCAACGGUCACCGACAGGAAUUGACUCGGCUUCGAAUUCUUGAAAUAGCUGGCAUGGAUGCUGCUGAGGAGAGGGCAAUUGAGGCACUUCCCCAACGAUGCGCGCCGUGCGACUGCGACUUAGCGCUAAGUCUCACAGGCGGAGGCGGAGGCGGCGCCGCAACUCAGUCAUGCUCUGAUUGGACAUCAACCAGCAGAGUCACUCCGGCAGUGCAAAAUGACGGUGAUAGCAGCUUGUCGCCGCGAGACAGUGUUGAGGACGCGUGGGCGUUUACUAAGUGGACGCCCCGCGUUUCCCCGUGUCUUGUAGCGGGGCUGCCUAUAGAGGAGCUAGACGCGCACCUGAACUUCCGCCGCGGGUGGACCCUGGGCUUCGUGGACAACGUGGAGGACAAGACGCAGAUCUUACCAUUCCUACGAGCCAACAUGGAUCCCACCUUGCACACCAGGAAACGGAGGGUGCUCAUAGACCUUGGAGCUAAUGAGUUUGAGACAAGUGUCACCUGGUUCCUUCGAAUGUACCCCCUCGAUUUCACCGAGAUUCAUGCGGUGGAAGUGCAAACUGACCUGUUCCAGAAGCCAUCUACACCUCCCCUUGAGGUACCAGCCAAUGAGAUCGACUCGCAAUCUCGCCUGCGUCCAUUCGGCAGGGGCCCUGCAGGCUUCCCUGCAUGGCUGAUGCAACGCAUCCACCCCUACAACUUCUUCAUUUCUUCCCAAGACAACCCAAAAGAGAACACUAUGAACGUGACUCGAUGGCUGUUAGAUGAUCUGAAAUUGACAGAGGAGGACACGGUGAUCAUAAAGAUGGACAUAGAGGGGGCGGAGUGGGCGGUGCUGCACGAGUGGUUGGCCAUCCCCCACAUGCCUGCCAUCGUGGACGAGCUGUUUGUGGAGGUGCACUACCACCACGCCUCCAUGGAGGCCUUCACGUGGAGGCCCGAGAAGUUCAACCGCACACUCGAUGAGACAACAUGGUUGUUGACCGACUUGAGAAGAGCCGGGUUUAUGUACACCCUUGGCCUUAGAUUAUGUGUGCAAGUGCAACAACCCUACCAGAUACAGUGUGAGGAUUGGUUGGUAGCAGGGCCCCAGAUUCACUUUUAG
Molecule: messenger RNA, 1953 nt
Organism: Closterium sp. Yama58-4
Lineage: Eukaryota; Viridiplantae; Streptophyta; Zygnematophyceae; Desmidiales; Closteriaceae
Source: the annotation of a GenBank genome assembly